Messenger RNA from Aptenodytes forsteri (emperor penguin), 2568 nucleotides. RefSeq names its product 1-acylglycerol-3-phosphate O-acyltransferase 3 (gene AGPAT3). Gene Ontology annotation, molecular function: 1-acylglycerol-3-phosphate O-acyltransferase activity. The transcript has 10 exons. Gene Ontology annotation, cellular component: endoplasmic reticulum; endomembrane system. Lineage: Eukaryota; Metazoa; Chordata; Aves; Sphenisciformes; Spheniscidae. Bases 184 to 1314 code for a protein of 376 amino acids. The record is from RefSeq and is a predicted model, not a curated record.
UGCAGGAUGUCUGCCUGUGUCUGCUCAGAGAAGCACAUCAGACAGCUCUAGUGCUGAGAAGGGUAGGGAGUAUCUGGAAGGAAGACAGAGUCCUUCAAGGUCGGAGGAGAGAGGAGUUUCAAGUUUAUAUAGAGGACAGUUAUUCUGAGUGACAGCCCUUGCACGCGCUUCUGAGUGGUUAUCAUGGGCUUCAUUGCCUUUCUGAAGACCCAGUUCAUAGUUCACCUCCUCAUUGGGUUCGUCUUUGUUGUGAGUGGACUGAUCAUUAACUUCAUUCAACUAUGCACGCUAGUCCUCUGGCCCAUAAACAAGCAGUUUUAUCGCCGAGUAAACUGUCGCCUUGCCUAUUCGCUUUGGAGCCAGUUGGUAAUGCUGCUGGAAUGGUGGUCAGGCACAGAGUGCACCUUGUUCUCAGACGAGGCCACGGUGAACACCUUUGGGAAAGAACACGUCAUCAUCAUCUUGAAUCACAACUUUGAAAUUGACUUCUUGUGCGGCUGGACUAUGACAGAGCGCUUCGGAGUGCUAGGGAGUUCCAAAGUUCUUGCUAAGAGAGAGCUACUAUAUGUGCCCCUAAUUGGCUGGACGUGGUACUUCCUUGAGAUUGUUUUCUGCAAAAGGAAGUGGGAAGAAGACAGAGAUACGGUUAUUGAAGGAUUAAAACGUUUGGCUGAUUAUCCUGAAUAUAUGUGGUUUCUCCUGUACUGUGAAGGAACUCGUUUUACAGAGACCAAGCAUCGUAUCAGCAUGGAGGUAGCUGAAUCCAAGGGGUUGCCUAAACUGAAAUACCACCUGCUGCCCAGAACCAAAGGUUUCACCACUGCUGUCCAGUGUCUCAGGGGAACAGUUUCAGCAGUGUACGAUGUAACACUAAAUUUCAGAGGAAACAAGAACCCGUCUUUGUUAGGAAUUCUUUAUGGAAAGAAAUAUGAAGCAGAUAUGUGUGUAAGGAGAUUUCCUCUGGAAGAUAUCCCUCAAGAUGAAAAGGAAGCUGCAAACUGGCUUCAUAAGCUUUACCAGGAAAAGGAUGCUUUGCAAGAGAUGUAUAAUCAGGAAGGCAUAUUUCCUGGCCAGCAGUUUAAACCUCCUAGAAGACCGUGGACUCUCCUAAACUUUCUUUUUUGGGCCACAGUUCUCCUCUCUCCUCUCUUCACAUUUGGCUUUGGAGUUUUUGCAAGUGGAUCACCUCUCCUUAUCCUUGCAUUCCUGGGACUUGUUGGAGCAGCUUCCUUUGGAGUUCGUAGACUGAUAGGAGUAACUGAAAUAGAGAAAGGCUCCAGCUAUGGCAACCAAGAAUUCAAGAAAAAGGAAUAACUGGCAGCUGCAGUUCAGCACGUAUAACCAGACUAUGGUAUCCAAUUAACUUCAGUUAAAAAACAACAACAAACACUUAGAAACUAUCUUUUUCUUAAUAACUGAUGACUAAUAUUAAUGAAUAAAACUUGAGCCAAGAAUGAAGAAGUUGGAGGCAUCAACUGAAGAGAACGCAUCAACUUUCUGCCUGUUUAAGGAUUACUGUAGUCAAACUAUGGGAGAAAAUCCGGGGUGGGGUGGAAGAAGAAGCUAAUAUUUCUUGCUUUGUUGGGGGACUUGGGGGUGGGGGGAGGAAAAGAGGGCAUUGGCUGUGGCCACGUGCAUCUUCAGAUGACUGAAUACACUGGUUUCUGUCAGGAGCACUACACUCACUUUUACAACAGGAGCCAUUGAAUGUUUCCUCUUGCUAAAGCCAACGUAAUGUUUGUUGAUUUCCAACUUUUUUUUAUUGAUGAGCCAGGACAAAACAACCCUUCCUAAAUUAAUUGACAGAUGUUCAUUGGGUUAGAAUCAUUUUGGAAAGGCUGUGUUGUCAUGGCUACAGAUUAAAUUCUAUUUGUAUGUUACACUGAUACUUUUUAUUUUCAGGCAACGUCUUAAAACUUCUGUAAUGCGAGAGAACGGAUAGUGGAGUUUGGAAGCAGGGCAUUAUUGAUCAGCGCAUACCGUAGAACAGAUCCACUAGUAUUAAAACAGUAUAGAAUUCUCAUCAUAUCUCCUGCUAACUGCUCAAGGCUGUUUAAUUUUGAAGUAUUACUUCAGUCUUGAGUGUUGCUUGCCCUGUUUCACAUCAUACGUGUACGAUAAUCUUGACUCUGUUUGGGUUUGUUUUGUUUUCUGAAUUAAUGGUGACCGUGGGAUUUGGAGUCGUGCAAAGAAGGAAAUUUAUUCAAUUGUCCCGACGUUUUCUCCUUUUAUUUCUGUUCGCAUCUCUCAUCGCCAAAGUCCAGUUCAGCCAACCUCUCUCAGUAAACCGGGAGGCAGCAGCAGAAAUCAGCACAAUAGUUUUCAAAAUGUCGUCUUUUACAAAAAUUUGAAAAGGAGAGGUCUGUAGCAAUCAGAUUUCGAAUACUGCCAUCUCUUGAACUUUUAAUGAGAGUUUUUUGACAUUGAUUCAAAUGGGGCCAGGAUCUUACCCUGUGUGCUGUAAUGAUAGCGUGUGCUGCACUUCCUGCUUGGUCGUCCUUUAGAUGUUAGUGUGAAGUAUAUUGCAAGGUGAGCUGUGUUGUUAAGCGUUAGAAAGAGUAUGGGGUC